AGUAGGAAAGCGGAUUCUGGCAAAGGCCGGGAUAACACUAGGUAGACGAAGAAGUUCUGGUACCAUUGAAUUGAUCAUAAUAAUGUACGAAGUCAUUAAUUAAUAGUCUGGACCUUUUUUAGAUUUAGUUUAGUGUAGUUUUAUUUUUGUAUAGUCUGUAUUUAGAUUAAUUGUAAUUUUAAGUUUUUAUUUAUUAUUUCUGACAUGUUUUUGUACCUUAUUUAUAGUUGAAUAAAAAAAAACUCUAUUAAGAACAGUCAGAAGUACGAGUAUCAUAGGGAUCAUCAUUCGACGCGAGAGGUAUCGGGCCUAAUUCGAACAAUGCUUAUGAAAUAUCGCACCGAUACGAUACUGAUCUGUCAGUAACAAAAGUGAAUUUUCUUUAACCAAAAACACCACUUUUGACACUGGCAGAUAAAUAUUGUAUCGGUGUGACAUCUUGCUUAUAAGAUGUUCGAAUUGGGCCGAUGACUAUCUCUUAACGUGAAAAAUAUCUCGCUCGUAUUUGUAACUAUAGCAGUUGGGUGUACCGAGAUGCGCUGUUAAUGGUGUCAAAAUAAGACCAAAAUGAGAUCUAUUUGUAAACUCUGAAUAUGAAUCUUGACUUUUUACAAAAUGUAUAGAUUUAGAUUAGAUUACAUUUCUUUAUUUCACUAUGAAAAUUACACUAUAAAUUUGCUACAUUCGUCAAAAGUAUGUUUAUCUUCUCAUCGUGAUCGUCAAACAUUACAUUCUAAAAUUCCACAUUUUUACAAUCUAAACACGCUAUCGCAAGUAAUAUGAUUAAUUAUUCUAUUCAAACCAUAUUAAUACGAGACAUUUUUUUUAUUAAAAAAACCAUAUCCAAUCACCGUAUGGCAAUGACCGUAGACGGCAUUGCAACAUACCAUUGACCGCAUCGCACCACGUGCAGCGCGAAACUUCCUUCCUCCAUCCCCCUCGCACCCACGCGAACCCCAUUUCCCGACCAUCCCCAUCCCUAUCUCGUGAAAAACUGUAGGGCAGGAUGCUUCGUUUCCUCAGUUGACGUCGCGUACUCGCGACGAACGGACGUGUCGAGGGGCGGCGAUUUUGUCCUGCAUAUUACGAUACGUAAACUAGAUUUGCAUAUGGUGUGCUUAUAACUUUACUAACUUUGCCGGCGCGGUGCGAUCAACUUUAGAUCCGAUCUCGUCCGAUGGACCGCAGUGAAUUUUGUACGAAACGGUUCGUUUAGUGCUAAAGUGAAUUUUAGUAGUGAGUAACGGUAGUGGCUACAUUUAGAUUUGUGUAGUGACAUAGUGAAGUGUUGUGAAUAGUGACAUUGUUUUAUGGAAUGGAAAGCUAAAGAGCCAUGGAGAGAAGGGAAGAGAUACAUCGACAUGGGUGCAGUAUCGCCAAGCAGACGAUUUUGACCACGCACCCAAGCGGGUUGCAGACAAGAGUGUCAGUGGAACUGGCAAACUUUGAUGCUUUAUGUAUGCAUUCUGAAUGUAAAAGUCCGGCGAAAAGACCAAUGUGGGAAGGUAGCCCUUUCCUAUCCAGGCGAGUUUUAGGGGGGGUUUCGGCUCACGGGACUCCGGUGCUUGGUCGGAGGAGUGACGCCGUGAACGAGGGGCGACUGUCGCAGCAAUGUACUCCUGUGAUGAGGAGACGGGAGGUGGACAGUCCGGGAGGGUCGCCGUUGCCGGUGAGGAGGGCGGAGGAGGUGGAGAGUGAUGUGGAUAAUAGUGUCAUCAGCGGCUGGCUGAAGUUUCGGGAUAACAAGCGGUGGAAAUCAAGAUGGGGCGUUGUGACGAAACUCUCACCAGCCGCAGACUGUCUCCACCUGCAACUAUACCGCGACCCAAAAGAUCGCUUCAAGAAAGGCCAAACAAAGGCUUCGCUGUCCCUGCAGCAGUUCCUGGGCUUCGAGUCAGGCUUCACCCUCGACAAGGAGUCUAACACCAUCGCCAUUAUCUGCCAGGACGUCAUCGUGGUGCUGGCCUUUGAGACCAGGGAGCGACUAAUUGCUUGGCAGGUGAAAGUGGGCAGUCAGCUGGGCUCGUCGAAGGAAUGGCUCGUGAUGAUCGGUGGAGGCUCUCGCAAGCUGCCAGCAGGUCCGGCGAGGUUGCAUCUGCAGGGCAGACGGUUCGCCCUGGCCAGCGGGGUUCCUCCACGUUUGCUGGGUCUUUGGGAACUGGCGCAUUUGAGACGCUACGGGGUGGUGGAGGGGCGGUUCUGCUUCGAAGGCGGUUCUCAUUGCGGAAAGGGUGAAGGAUUGCACGUCCUCAUCACGGAUCAAGCUCAGGACAUAACCGAUGGCUUUGAUACUGCAGCUCACGGGAACCCAAGAGGACCAGCGUCUAGGAAAAGUGGAGGCGCUGACAGGAAUCGUCCCGAGACCCGAAUGUCAGACUUGAACGCUGACCAAUCAAUACCAGACACUGGUCUUUAUGAAGAAAACUUUUUCGGAGAGGACUGUGGAGGAGUCUCACCCUUUUGGCCAUCGGACGAGAGGCGAGGCUUCGAUGACCAUAAUUGCAAGGGAUGUGAAGAAAAUACAAGGCCUCCGUGGAGCGGGGCUGAUCAUGUUACCUUAGAAAGAUGCAGCAAUUGUGUGACUAAGCUAGGCACAAUGACUCGAUCUUCAACUGUUGCACUUACACCUGGCACUCAGUUCAACCCGGCUUGGACGAUGGAAGCAGUACCAGAAAGUAGCUCUGACAACUCUUCAAAUAGCACAGAAUAUUUGACUCCGCGCGCAAUAAGAAAGAGCUUGGAAGCAAGUCAGAAUAAAGAUUGGGCUCCACAAAGGCCGCCUAAGCCUGCAAGGCUGGAAGAAAUAAAAGCACCAGCUCCUUUACCAGUCACAGCGUGUAUUUGUUCGAGUGACAGAAUUACAACGGCCAUUAUUAAUAAUCCAAAAGUUGGACCUUAUGAAAACUAUGAUGUUCCUAAAGCUACUCAUGUUGAGAUGGAACCUACAAAUGAGUACUACGAUACACCAAAAAGGAUAAAAAAAGCUCUGGCUGAAGAUCUUUUUCAAGUCACUAAGAAUUCAGUGCCCGGAAAUUUAGUACUAAAGAAAAAUUGCGGAUGCAUUUUAAAAUUUGGAUCCAAAAAGAAACCGGUUAUAGUUGAAUGUGAUGAAAAUAUCCAGCCAGUUGAAUGUCCCUGUCAAAAAGUCACAAACUGGGCAAAUAACUUAAUAAGUCUUCCUUAUUGUAAAAGGAGUGAGAAUUAUGAUAAAGUUAAUACAGAAAUUCUCACCAGCCGGAAAUCAGAGGAAAUGGCCCUUUACGCUACUGUUGAUGUGUCACGUAAAACAAAUAGACAAAGUUCAAUAGCCGAAAAAGAGAGCAUGCAUGAUUGUAAUGAAACACCAUUAAUGAACUAUGAAAACUUAGGGCCAAAAGGAGAAGAAUUUGAAGAUCCAUACGCCAACUAUGAAAAUCUUGAAUUCGCUUUAUCAUUAGAGUAUUAUGAAAAUGCUAAAGAUUUGUUGAAGAAAGCUGGUGUUACACAAAAAGAAUUGGACGCUUUAAGUGCCAAUGUUGAUUUUUCAGAAAUCGCGCUCCCACCUAAACCAAAGCAUUGUGCAAAAUGUGGUCACUCAGCAAAACACCAAAUUCUGAAAAAGAAUAAAAGUGACGAAUAUUUACUUAUGGAACCUCCCAAAGAUAUCAAGCGAGACUUAUGUCGAACAACAGGGCCAAACCCAGGUUACACCCCAAUGUCACCAAAUCCUAAUUGGUCUCAAAGCCUAAGGCAUCCACUGCAAAAACUUAACCGAGUUGAAAUUGAAAAAUCUUUGAGUAUACCAGCGCUCAACGGUGGUGCGAUUAGGGUACAGAGUUUUGAUACAAAAUUGAGUAAUAACAAUAAGGAAGCCAUACAAAAACGAUCUAGCUCAGUUGACUCAGCAAGACUACUUGAAGACCUGAAGGAAUUCGAUAGUAGUAUCGGCAGUCACGCGACAUCUUCUUCUUUAGAAACUUUAAGGAACUUAGCAAUUGAAAAUAGAAGAACAUCAUCUCCUUGCGACAACGAGAGAGACUGCUGUGAUCAUGACUGUUGCAAGUCAUCUGAUUCUGAAAACAAAACCUCAGAGGGUAGUUCUAAAGACGUGCCUCAUUUGAGGAAUAAACACAUGGACAAUGCCCAAAUUAAAAGGUCUUCAAGCGUUCCGUGCAAGUCCGGAGGCAACAGGGACUCAUCGAGUUCAAAUGAUUCGGGAGUCUCAAGUUGCUCAAUGAAACAUGGCCCUGAUUUCAAUGAAUUUGAGACACCACUGACGUCGGGGCAUUCUAGAUAUCAGUACAUGGCGCAGAGGAGAAUGAGAGGGAAUGCUACAGGCUGCAUACAUUCCUCUUUGCCCAGGAAGUCAAAGUCUUCAGAUCCGCUAAGAGACAUGACAAUGCAGAUACAUAAGGCUAAUGUGCCGGCUAAAUCUUCUUCGGCAGAAGCAGAAGUGCCAGUGCUUCCUCCGAAACAAUUUAAAGGAGUUAUGGACACACACAGUACAUCUAGUGGAACGUCUGACAUGUCAGAUUAUAUCGAAACACUUUCAUUGACGUCAUCGCAUUCAUCUUCAGAUAACCCAAACUUGAGGUUGGCUCGGCAGCCUACGACAACGCUCCGACCACGAUCCGGCAAGGAAUACCACAAUCUGGACCCCAUCAUCACUUCCAUGUACAAAAGCGGGAAGGAACUGUCCAACUACACUAACUUACCCUAAAAUAAGAAAAAAGUAAAGUAGAAAAAGAGUUAGAAUGCAGAGUUUUGUAAACUGACCCUCAUUCUCGUAGAUUUUUGUUUUUGUGGAAUUGUUACCAAGAUUUAAAACAUUGAAUAGAAAGCUCUUUUGACAGACGAAGAAUUAUACAAUGAUUCAAUUCUAUACAACUAGAUGUUUGUUGCACAUUCAGGUUUUUAAGAGACGAACAAUAUUUAUAGUAAUAACACAUUUAUUUGUGACUGUCGAAAGAUCUUUUUAAUGCAUUUAAAUACUCAAUAGGAAUAUGUUUUGUUGAAUUUCGUUUAUCUGAGUCAUAGUUUUUGUUGAUUUAUAGUUUUAUAUUAAAAUCCAGUAAGUCAGACGAUUAAAUUUGAUCGAGAGAGAUGUAAAAAUUAAAGAAACAGAUAUAUUUAAUUAAAUAAAUAACUAUAUUGGAAAGGUAAACGUAGUCACUAAGCUAGAUUACAUUCACAAAAAUACGGUAAAAUUAGUAUUCCUUUAGUAUUUAAUUAUGAAACCAUGUUAUUAUACCAUAAAAUAACAACAAAUUAUUAGAAAUCUGGAUUGAUUAAGAAAUAGCUCAUGUUACGUUUGAAAUUUAUUGAACACAAAAGACUGAUUUUUAUUAAACAUUUUUACAUUUAUGUUACUUUAUUUCACACACGAAUCUAGUCAGAGAUUGUAUGAUAUAUUUAUUUAACUAAUAGAUGGUUGUAUAGAUGUAAAAAUAGGGUAUUAUUAUACAAUUUAUAAACAACGAUUACCGGCAGUACGAGUAGUGGUAGAUGUAAAAAUACAUUUUAUACGACAAUUUUCUUACAAUAUUUAUCCUUGUAAAAUAUAUCCUUUCAAAUCAUACUACUCAACAUAGUCCUACUGACAUAGUUAUUUGUGUCCUUCUUUAUGAAAAAGUAUGUAAUAUUUAUUGACGUCGAAAAAAUAUUUGAGAUUUAUGAAAUGAUUAUUGUAACUCUAAAUUUACCCUUAAUUCUUGGUUUCAAUAAUAAUUAUGAUGGUCUUUAUUAAGUGAAACAUUGGCACGUCUACUGGCAUCGAAAGCAUUCAGAAAAAUUAAAUUCUCCACAUUUUAAGAACGUAACGUACGAACGUAAGAAGAUAAGAGUAUAUAUUAAGGCCGGUAUCGUACUCACAACAGUCGAUUUGUCUGCUCAAUUGCCUCCUAUUUCAUGAAAAAAACUGCUUUUAAAUGCGUCGCCAUUCUUCUUGUACAUUCGUAGAGUGGUCCAUUGAGUGAACGCAUCGGUGACCAAUCGCACCUUGUGCUUUCAACUAUUCCUUGCACUUCAAGUCGUUCCACAUAUGUGUCAUUUCGACGUGUAUAUCUAAAGAAAGACGACACUGGACGAUGGAAGAAAUACGCAGUUUGGUACCAAGUUCCUGGAUGAUUGAGACGUUGAUUCGGAACUGUGUCCACGUUAUGCCAAACAUUCAACUCCAGCACCACAUUUGUAGAGCGCCGAUCUUCUCUUUUUCGCUUUCCCUUAAAGUCCAUGUCUCAGAACCGUAAAUAAAUAUGGGAAACACUAAUGCCCUGACCAUUUGAAUGUAUUUACGGGGGUAAAGUGUCUUCUGGGUGUUUCACAAACUUAGUUAGGGGUCAUCCAUUAAUUAAAUCACACUAUUUUCUAGGUUUUUUGACCCCUCCCCUCCUCCUUGUCACACAUGGUCACAUUUAACAAACCCCUCCCCCCUAGUGUGACGUCACAUUUUUGGCAAUUCUGUUUUCAACGAAAUCGGCAAAUAGAAUUAAUAUUUUAUCAAAAUAUUUUUGAUUAAAGAAAUAUUUGUAAUUUUAUAACCCAAAACUGAUUAGGAAAGAAAAUUUAAACUAAUAAAAACAAUAUCAUUCCAAUAACUUCUUAUUUUACUGUGCAGCGAAUAAAAAUCUUUAAUAAAUCUUCGGUUACUGAAGCUUAAAUUAAAGUGACGUCACAAAGUUUGUGACUCCCCCCUCCCCCUUGUCACAACAUGUCACAUUUUCUUGACCCCCUCCCUCCCCCUAAACGUGUGAUGUAAUUAAUGGAUGACCCCUUAGCUGACUAUCUAACAAUAAAGUUGCAUUCAGAUUCUUUUGAACAUUUGCUCCACUUAGUUACUUCUGCUCCUGUAGAGUAUAGGAAUUCAAUUUCUAUGCGUAUUCGUACAAUCACGUCUGAAAAUAUCGAUACGAAAAAAGUGCCGAAAAUAUGUAUACACUAACUAAAUAUAUGGGCAAUAAAGUCGUGUACACAUAUUUUUGGCACUUUUUUCGUACCGAUAUUUUCGGUCGUGACCGUAUCAUGUCACAGUGACAAUAUAAAAGCAGUCAGUGUCAAAGGUACGAAAUGGCACAAAAAUCAUAUUGCUUGAUCUAAAAUUAAAAGUUCUUAUUUUUUCUGAAUGCUUUUGGUGGAAUAAAUCAAUAUAAUCCGACUAAUUUUGCUCAACAAGGCAUUUCAAAGGCAAGGGACGAUAAGUGCAAUAUCAAACAUAGUAAUAGUAAAUUUUAUACUUUCAGUAGUACAUUCGCUAGUUCGUUCAUAUACCUACCGGUACUGUAUCCUCUAUGUAUACCUAUCUAUACAUAAUAAACUAUUAUAGAGAUUUGUACAACUGUAUUUUAUUAUCUCCUCAAAAAUCAACAGAUAUAUUUUACAAUAAGUUCCAAGAAAGUCAUUAGUACAGUCGCCAUCAGAUAUAUCAGAGCGGCCAAGGUACUCACAAAUAUCUGAACACCCCUCAAUUGUCAAGGAGAUAGAGUGUGCGUUCUGAUAGUUUUGAUCACCUCGGCCACGCCGAUAUAUCUGAUGGUGGCUUUACGAGCCAGGUUCGAAGCUGCGACCUUCUGUUUUAGAGCGCCUAGGUCACUAAUCGUGCCACGCGCGCUAGUCAUGCCAGCUGCAUU
This is a messenger RNA of Cydia pomonella (codling moth), 7604 nucleotides long. RefSeq lists its product as uncharacterized. The record is from RefSeq and is a predicted model, not a curated record. The coding region runs from base 1334 to 4699 and encodes 1121 amino acids. Gene Ontology annotation, biological process: positive regulation of protein tyrosine kinase activity; neuromuscular junction development. The transcript has 10 exons. Lineage: Eukaryota; Metazoa; Arthropoda; Insecta; Lepidoptera; Tortricidae. Gene Ontology annotation, molecular function: protein kinase binding.